Molecule: messenger RNA, 494 nt
Organism: Aspergillus piperis CBS 112811
Lineage: Eukaryota; Fungi; Ascomycota; Eurotiomycetes; Eurotiales; Aspergillaceae
Exons: 1
Coding region: 138-398 (86 amino acids)
Source: RefSeq, a predicted model, not a curated record
CAAAAUGCACCAACCGUCAUGUAUGAUCCUCUAGAAUAUUUUGAAGGAGGACAUUGACGGUCCUCUUCUCGUUUUGCUUUGCUUAUAGAGGUGUCAAACGUGGUGGCUUUAGUCAUAUUGGUCCGGUCCUAUUAGAUAUGCGAAGUCUCUCUACUUUAGGGUCAUGUGUUCUGGAUGGAUUUGCAAGUGACAUGGGAAGCUGCAAGAUCAUGUCUAUCAUGCUAAAGCCUCUCUUAAAGUUUAAUGGAGAUUUACGCAGAACUACAAUCUUGAGAGUCAGUGUGAGAAGGCCUCCAGGAUACGGAAGAGCUCUCAAAGCACGAGAUGGCCGACGAAUGUGCCUCACAGUACGCAGCAGAGCGCGAGGCUCGCAAUGCUGUCACUCUCGGGCUGAGUGACCAGAAGACGAUGCACCAGUUGCCAUCGUCUGGGAAGAGCGCCCAGGAUCGCCGGAGACAGGCGGCACGUCGGCGUGCUCAGAAUGAAAGUGCUGG